GAGUAAAACACUGGAGAAAACAACGAAAUGAAAAUGGUAGGCGCGUUCUCCUUUCAACAGUAAAAUAAGACUUUUAAAAUAAACAAAAGAAAGUCCAUCUACGUCUGAAAAUUUGGGAUGACAAAAUGAUUCAAAACCUCGACACAAUAUCGCGCGAUGGACUGGUGCGAAGCUUUGGGUAUAUAAGUUUUGAGUUUUGGGCAAAACAGUGAUAAACAGGUCUGCGACGGCACAACAAUUCUCUACUCUACUGUACCCUACAGCCAUUGUAGUUCGAUGGGGAAAAAGGUGAAGAAAAAUAAAGAUGAAGAUAAAGAUAAAAGCUAUCGUGAAAGAUUAGCAAUAUGUGAUAAAGUAGUAGGAUAAUUGAUAUCUAUGCUACUGGAUGGUGAUAACACUUAUCUAACCAAGGGGUGUGUGCAUGAAAGGGUGAUGGCAGUAACGAAAGCAAAGUAUCAACUCCAUGAUCCACAGUUCAUACUGCAAUUGUUGAGAAAUCUGAUGGAACCUAUUAUUGCAGAAAAUGGCAGUGGUGACGACGUCCAAGAUGCAUUUAAAGCCCUUAAGUCAUAUUUGACGCAAUAUGCAAGUCCAGUUCAAAAGAAGCGAAGUGCCAAGCACCUUCCUGACUCAAUCUCACUCACAGCAUUGCAAAAGGAAAUGGUGGUGCAGCCGGAGGCUACUGUGGACCAAACGCAGCAAUUAAUCACAGAGGAUAAGUUGUUUAGCAUAGUAAAAAAUAUGGUAAACGAAGUUUUGGGUCCUUAUUUAGGAAGGCUACAGAACCAAAAGCUUACAAAUCCUGUAAGUAUUCAUGGAGAUCCUGAGUCUAGCAGAGGAGCUGAGAUUUGCAACAACAUACAGGUUGCUCUGUAUAUGAAAGACUAUGGUGGUGGUUUUGAAUUCUGUAAUCCGUCAGACGACCAGAUAUAUGAUGAUUCGGGUGAAGGCAUCAGUGGUGCUAUAGCAUAUCCACACAAUAUGGAACUGUCACAAGAGAACACCUUUACUGUUGAUCCUGUUCUUCCGUCACUGCUGUGUUCUGAUAUGGAAAACUUUGGUUAUUUUGGACUCUGUGGUCUGUCAGACAAUGAGAUAUGUGGUCUUUCGGGCGAAGGCACCAGUGAUGCCAGAGCAAAUCAACUCAAUAUGAAACUGUCACAAGAGAACACGUUUACCGUUCAAGGGUGUGCAGAUAUUCAGAACUCAUUACCUGCCGUAGCUGAAGUUCACCAUAACCCAGUAAUGCAUGGCCUCACAAAGAAGUCGGCCGAGGCAAAGGGCAAGAGAUCGGUUGAAGAGAUAAAGGACGAAGCUUAUAUCAAAAAAGGCAAAACGAAGGUGGUGAAUGACAACUGAUUCAAAAGAAAAUCAACUGAUUUUACUGAAGAAACCAAGGUUUAUAUAAUUGCUUCUUUUCUUUUCAAAAGAUUAUGACUUUUAAAUAAAGUCCCAAUGGGUUUAUUGGGAUGUUGAUGAACUGAAGAUACAUAGGUGUGUUUUUGUGUGACGGUUUGUGUGUGAAUUUUCUGUUUAUUAUCAGGAGUCUUCAGUAUUGUGAACUCCAUGCUCCGCGUAUGGAUUUUUUUUUUCUUAUUGGAACUGGAUUGUUUU
Molecule: messenger RNA, 1614 nt
Organism: Gossypium raimondii (Peruvian cotton)
Lineage: Eukaryota; Viridiplantae; Streptophyta; Magnoliopsida; Malvales; Malvaceae
Exons: 10
Coding region: 376-1359 (327 amino acids)
Source: RefSeq, a predicted model, not a curated record